Caenorhabditis elegans is the source of this 780-nucleotide messenger RNA. RefSeq names its product CW domain-containing protein (gene F08D12.4). Bases 1 to 780 code for a protein of 259 amino acids. The record is from RefSeq and is marked reviewed. The transcript is spliced from 7 exons. Lineage: Eukaryota; Metazoa; Nematoda; Chromadorea; Rhabditida; Rhabditidae.
AUGCACAAGCUGCUGUACUGUUUUAUUCUCUCUAUAAAGCUUAUUGUGCGUAACUCCCUAUCAGACAUCCAAAUGACUCUGCUCCGUGGAACUGUGCGCACAAAAACUAGUUGUCAGCUGGUUUCAGCUAUUGGAACUCAAAAUUGUACAGUGUGGGAAGGAUAUGAGGUGUCAGAAAUUACACCAGGCAAUUCGAAUACUAGUUACAUUACGUGGAAGAGAUCCGUGCCAAACACCAACCUGAGCCAACCUAUCACCUCCUGCCCAGCUUCUACUGUGAAAUUUCCCACCUGUAAAGUUGGGUGGAAGCUUUUCCCACGUUACAAUACUUAUUGGUGUCUCACGCUAGGCAUCAAUCGAAGGGAACGUGACGGAUACUUGCUACAGUUUGAUCAAAGUUUCAGUUAUGUUGCUUGCAGAUGGGAUGGAUCGGAGUUCAUCGAUGGUAGAAUAAGUGGGCUGGAGAGCAAUGAGGAGAGAGCUUACGCGACGGACCGAGCUUAUCAAAUAAUGAAGCAAAACAUGCGCGAGACAUUGUUCGUAUUCCCAUCAAAUGUGCGACUGGGCUGGGGUGUGUGGGUUGAUGGAGUGAAAGAUGUGGCAGGUCAAGUCAAGUACAGUGACACCACGCUCAACUUAAAACUCGGAUACAAAUGGGAUAUCGGGCAGCCAAAUUGGGUCUCACGAAAGCAGGCAUGCGUUAUGUUAAUGGUUCCGGUAAACCAGAGUAGUAGGAGCAAUGGAAGUCUGAGAACUGCAGAGUAUCUGCGGUCUAUAUAG